Messenger RNA from Adineta ricciae, 5295 nucleotides. NCBI's taxonomy places the organism in Eukaryota, Metazoa, Rotifera, Eurotatoria, Adinetida, Adinetidae. The record is from the annotation of a GenBank genome assembly.
AUGAAGUUUUUAUGCAAGUGGAUAUAUGAUCAGAUAUGUGAAUAUAAUCUUUUUGCAUCUGAAACAGAUGGAAAUAGUGAACCGGAAAUAUCAGCCGCUAAGAUUGAACGUGAAAAGUAUGCAACAUGGCUGUACGUUCUUCUCGUUCUUGUGUCCCUCUAUGUUAUUUUCUACAUUGCUUUGCUACAAUCCAAUCCUCAAAUGAUCACCAUUGUUGAUAUAAGUCCUUCUUCGUUCAGAAAGCUUCGCGUACAACAACCAGAAACUCUUUCGUGUCGUUGUUCGAAUUCGACCAUACAUUAUAGCACUUUCAUAUCCAACGAGAUCAAUUUCCAUCCAAUUUGUUCCAGUAUUUUCGUCACCGAACGAUGGAUUCGAGCAUUUUACGUUCUCGUUGUUUAUCAUGAUCACGAUGAAAAUUUUGACACCGCAGCAUACUCUCAGCUGAGAUUGCUGGCAAGUCUGUGUAUCUUAUCGAGAGAGGUAGUGUUACAAAGUCAGAGAGAUUUUGACAAUCGGGAGCUGAUUACUAUCGAACUUCAUACCGAAGAUCAACUCGAAUCCAAAAUCAACACUACGAUUGAACAUUUUAAAAACAGUACAAUAACUCAAAUAAUUUCUAUCAUAGAUUUUCUUCGGAUAAUAACUCAUGCGAAUCAUUUUAUCUCAGCCUUACGUACAAAUUUAAGGGCGACGCUUUCCAUACCGUCUAUAGAACAAAAUGAUUCCAUUAUCUAUGGAUCGUGGAGAUUAUUUCGUCCAUCUGAUCAGUUGUUAAGUUCGAAAAGUCACUUUAGUUGUGCCUACAUCAACGGAUUCACCUGUGAUAGAUUAUUUUCUUACCAAAACCCUUUCAAACCGAUUGGUCCAAUUAAAGGAUUCGUUCGAGGGUGCUUGACAUUCGAGGCAUUUCUUAAAAAUACGCUCGAUUGUUUCUAUGACAUUGAUUGUCUCGAAUCACUGGCCACUAGUUUCCCAGUUCCCGAAGAAAUACGUCUGAACUUGACAAAAUACAUUCUACCUAAACAGGAGCAAAAUAGCUCUGUUCAUGAUCAUUUACUAAAUCUUUUCGUUGAAAAAUGGUCAACUAAUAUUCAUUAUUUGGAUUAUUUCAAAACAUGUGCUCCUUCCUUUUGCACAUACACAAUACCACGAGAAACUAAUUUUUUCAGUGCUCUGACUCUUUUAAUUAGUCUUUAUGGUGGCCUCACUAUUAUAUGUCGAACCUCAGCACCAUAUUUAAUUACUAUCGCAGUAAAGCUCAGAAAGCAACCGUUCAGUCGUCGUCGUAUCAAUUUUGCGUCUAUUAUCAGACAAACACAUCAUUCGGUUCGAUGGUUGAAACAAUUGAAUUUGUUUCAGAAGAAUAGUACACAACAAGAGAUCGUCAACACUCGCGUUUACUUACUCUUACUCGCAGGCUCGCUCCUUAUUAUCAUUCUAUUCACAUCUUUGAGUACGGAAAUGAUCGUAAAGACCGUACCUAGCCCAACACUAAAAGAAUAUAAACAUUUGCAAAACUCAUAUUCAAGUUCAUUAAAAUGUCCAUGUUCAACGAUCCUUGUGCCCUAUGGUACUAUGAUUGAACUAUCCGCAAAUUUACAUCCAAUUUGUUCAAGUGAUUAUAUCAGUGACUUUUGGAUAUCAAUAUUAAAACUUGCCGUGAUCCCACAAGCUCCUAUGGACUGGCGUAAUUAUGCCAGUUCGGAAUUCCAAUUGCUAUCAGACUCGUGUAAAUUAGCUAAUAAAACAAUUGCUGACACAAUGAGUCAUUUCAAAAUGCAAUCGUUCAUCGCCUCAUAUGUUCUGAGUGAAUACGAUUUAGCGAAACAACUGAAUGUCACACUAGCCGAGUUUUUUCACUCAACGGUAGUGUCAUUCUCCGAACUUAUUGAAACAGUGCGUUUACUUAUACAGACCGAUCAACCAUUUGCUAAACUAGGCAGCGGUGACUUGGAAGCUUUUCCACUGGAUUUAAAUGUAACCACUAUUACAAAUCAAAUAACUGGCCGACUUUCUUUUGAGAUUCAAUUCAUGCUGGCGCGAGUGAUCGAUGACGAUACAGACUCGGUCAAAUGUAUUUGUGCUAUGAACAAACACUGUCAUACUUCCUUUGCUCUUUAUGACGUCAAGUAUAUCAAUGCGAAUGAAUAUAAUUAUACAAAUAUAUACACACUACCAGGCAUGGUAAAAGCUUGUUUUGUUAUUGAAUCGGUAUUUUUAUCGACACUUGAGUGUUUCUAUAUGAGUUCAAGUUGUUUUCCGCUUCUGAUGAAAUACAUCAGAGAAAAAUAUGAGCAAAAUGCGCUGAAUCCAGCAUGGAUUGAUAUUCAACCACUUGUUUAUCGGGAAGAAUCGAGUCGUUUUCCUCCGAAGAUGCCUAUUUCGUUUGUAAUGAAAGAGAUGAUGAUUGAAAAAUGGAAUCCAACGGUAUUCUACGAGAAUUUCUACGAAAAAUGCGCUCCAAUUUAUUGUACAUAUAUGAUUACAAUCCGUACAAUGACCAUCACGAAAAUAUUAACCUUAUUGAUAUAUACGAUCAGCGGAAUCACUUCUACACUGUAUCUUCUCACUCCUCUGCUUGUGAAGUCAGUCUUCUUUUUGAAGCGUUGGAAGAUUUGCAAACAAAGACAACGUCAAACAGUGACUCGUUUGAAACUUUCCGAUAAAGUUAAAACCAUAUUCAAAAUGCUGUUUAAACAUCUUGACGAAUUGAACAUCUUUUCCUCGAGAGACUUUGCCAGUCAGAUUGAUCGAAGUACGGCUACACAGCUCGGCCGAUGGACUACUCGGGUCUAUAUUUGCCUACUCAUCUUUGGACUUGCUAUCUUUGCGGCAUACAGCGCUGUCAAGCCUCGUACUCUGGUAAAAACAUUUGAUAAGCCAUUAUUUGAGACAUACAAGCAUCUGAAAAAUAUGCACGGUAAGAAACUCGAAUGCACGUGCUCAUCUAUUGCUUCAGCAUACAAACAAUACGUCAUCAUUAAACCGAUAUUUCAUUCAAUUUGUUCAAGUAAAUUUAUUUCUGAACAAUGGCGAAUGAAUCUAACGAAAAAUCUUGUUGCUGACCUGUCUGUUUACGAUUUCAAAGAUUAUCGUCGUUUUCUUUCAGCUCAUUUACAGUUUCUUCAAGGAUUAUGUGAACUUUCCGUAACAUCGGUGAGAGCAUAUAUCAGUCGGUUUCUCGACUUAUAUCUAAUCACUCCACAUCUUCUAUCUGAAAACGAUCUUCAAAUCCUCCUUGACUCAUCUAUUGAACAUGGAAAAACAAAUGCUCCCGGUAAGAUAAUUCAACUAUUAUUUUUAAUUCGAACUAUGAAUCAUGGCAAUGGUAUUAUGACAACAUAUGGUACUAACUAUCAAUACUUUCCCGCGGCCGAAGAUGCACAUGGUUUACCACAAGCUAUAUCGUCUCGUGGUGUCAUUCAUGACAAUCAAUGCGACUGUGGAGUGUAUUAUAAUUGUACAAGUGAAGCAAGAUUUAUACAAAACAAUACUUCGAAAACCGUUUCAAUCAAAGGUUUGAAAAUAGGCUGUGCGCCGAGUGAAUCUUUUCUUGCUUCGACCCUCGAAUGUUUCUAUGAUUUAUCAUGUACUAAACUCAUUGGAGGAUACAUGAACUAUUCAAUCUCUCCGCUUAAAAAUCGAAUCCAAGUCUACUUGAAUGCGACCGUCAAUGAACUUAUGCGGAAGUCCUUCGUUGAAGAAUGGAAUCAAAGCAUUACUUAUUCAUCUUAUUAUCACCAAUGUGCACCUGCAAUCUGCUCGUACACAUAUACACAAAAGCUUUUUUCAUGGUAUACAUUGACACUUCUGAUGGGUCUUCAAGGUGGCUUGUCGAUUGUUCUCAAAUGGAUCACUCCUAAACUUGUUCAAAUUACACUCAAGAUAUACUACUAUCGAAAGAAACAAGGAAAUAUAAUUCAACCAGUACCUGUCGUUGAACUCAAUCGAAACUCGAACCCUACUCUUCCUUCAACAAGUCACGACUUGUGCAUAGCUAUCCUGAGAUGGAUUUUUGCAAUGAGUUUUGUAAUCAUAGCUCUUGCUAUAUUUUCCAUUGUUUUUAUUCAACAUCGACGACAUCAACUCGCAACAACACGAACAUCUAUUUCAUUAAGUACGCCUACAGUCACAGUAAACCAGACAACAAUAAAGAAUUCUGUUAAAACUUGUCAAUUGCAAUUUAACGUGAAAUCAAUUUAUCAACUAACAACUCGUCAGAUGAGUCAACCUAGAUUCAUCGUCACCGAUUUCAACAAUGAUCGCCAAGCUGACAUCCUCAUUCGUUGUGCAUUACUCGAAGCUGAUGUUAUACUCAUUGCAAAUGGCGAUGGCACUUUUACGGCACAGACCGUAUUUCCACAACAAGCUCAUUAUUUCGACGUCGCCAUUGGUGAUUUCAACAACGAUCAGCACGCUGAUGUGGCGUUCGCGAAUGAUUAUUCGGGAGUGAAUGUUUGGCUCGAAUGGAACAAAAGCGCAUCUCAACUUCCAAUUAAAACUUUGACGAAUACCCACAAUCGACUAGAAUCGUUAACUAUCGGCGAUUUUGAUCGUGAUGGUUACUCAGACAUUGCCGGAUUGGCAAUAUCAGGACACAGAAUUAUGAUACUAUUCGGAUGUGGGAAUGGAAGUUUCAUUCAAACACAGAACAGUAUCGUGUAUGAAGGCGGCAUGCUGCAACCAGAAUCAGUGAUCGCUAUUGAUUUCAAUAAAGACGCGAAUUUGGAUAUUAUCUCUCUUGGCAAGAGCACAUUUCAAAUAGUCAUAUGGUUCGGCUAUGGAAAUGGAGUGUUUCACGAGAAAAAGGUAUUGUACACAACACAUGCAUCCUUUCUUCCUAUAUCGCUACAUGUGGGUGAUUUUAACAACGAUGAUCGCUUAGACUUUCUCGUUUCUUAUCAUGGAAAAACAUUUGUUACAUUGAUGUUUGGAUUCGACAAUCAUAACGUGAAUAAAAAUGUCGAAUUUUCCAUUGGUGUUGGUACUGUUAUACAUCCUUUUGUUUUCGAGACUAGUGCACGCUCCUACAUCAUUGUGGACGACUUCAAUCAAGAUAAUUCUUUGGAUUUUAUUGCGCACAAUAGACGUAUACACUCCGUCAAUAUUUUAUUUGGUGAUAGCCACGGAAAUUUUCAAAGGAAACAAAUUUCUCUCGAUGAUAUUCCACAUGCACAAGGCUAUUACUAUGGUGCUGUAGCAGAUUUCAAUAGCGAUCGUUACAAAGAUCUGGUCACUUUCAAUUGGGAUAAUGACACAGUUGAGAUCUUUUAUAACACAGGUGAAUGUUAA